CUAUUCUUAGUUACGUCUUCCCUCUCCCUCUCUCCUCCACACGUCGCAUGAGAUGACAUGAUCUCUCCCUCCGAGUUGCAGGCAUGUCCUGCCCACCUUCGCAAACAUUGAACUUCGACCGCCCGGCCGCCGACGCCGACAGCAGCGACUACGGCUCCGACUUCACCCCGGAAGAAGAGGAGUUGCUGCACGAGCUGCUCGACCAAGUCGCCACCACCACCGUCGCCACAACCCCGGCCGUCCCCUCGACUGUCGCAAGUCCUCCCAUUCCGCCGCGCUCUCCGUCGCAGCAGACCUUCACCAGCACCACCGCUGUGCUCGGCGACAUCGAGGAUUAUAAUGGGGAUGCGGCGUCUGGGCGCGUUCCUCGCGUCUUGGGACGCCAGAUGCCCCCGUGGCAGGUGGCCAAGUCGAGGAAUCCCAAUCACAGGUUUCCUACUCUCUGGUCGGGUGCAGGGGGGAGGGCAAAUCCGAACCCAGGCUACGGGGCCCGCGCGUCUGUUGAGCACCCCGAUUCGACAGAAGGGCGGACCAGAGACCGCGAGAGAGAGGCAGCGCGUCAGCAGGAACAAGCAGGACGGAAUGGCGAUCCAGCGGUCGGCCCUGGGUCGCUUUCGCCGCUGGAACGAUUCCGUCGACCGCCGAACAAGGCGUUCUCCGUGACGGAUCUGAUCUCGCCCGCGUGGUGCGAGCUGCAGUACUGGUAUACGCUGACGAAGUUCGGGCGCAAGAGGCGGACCCCCGCCAUGAAGACGGGCAGCACGAUCCACAAGACGCUGGAGGACGAGAUCUACACGACGGUGUCGGUGGAGAUCACUACGAGGGAGGACGCGCUGGCGCUGCGCAUCUGGAAUGUGAUCCAGGGCCUGCGCAUGCUGCGGGAGUACGGCAUCACGCGCGAGCUGGAGGUCUGGGGCGUCGUGGACGGCGAGCUGGUGAACGGGGUGAUCGACGAGCUCUCGUUCGAGUGUCCGGACCCCGAGCUGGAGCUCACCGCGGCCUCGCAUUAUGCCGACAUCGAGGCCUCCAGGGCCGUCAUGCCCGAGUAUCAGAUGUCGCUGACGGAGUAUCUGCUGUCGCCGUCGCAAGGCGGACGGCGUCUGUCGGACAUGAGCUGGCAGGAGGAACCGGCUCAGGGAUCCGACGACUCGUUCAGCAUGGGCAGCCGGUCGACGGUCGAAAUCCCGGAUCUCCCGCGCGUGUACAUGACCGAUGUCAAGACGCGCGGUGGCAAUGGCUCGCUGCCCACCGUCAAGAGCACGGCGUUCCGCCCGACCUCCCUGCAACUGCAGAUGUACUAUCAUAUGCUGAACCGUCUGGUCACCAGCGACGACGUCACCAUCGACCUGCUGGCGGCGCGCUACGGCCUCGACCCCACGCGCACCUUCACCGACGCCUUCAUCAUGGAAGUCGGCGGCCUGAACGACCAGUUCUUCGACGCCCUGUCGUCGCAAGACCUCGACCCAGACUUCGUCCCCACCCCAGAGGACGUGAUGGCGCGACGGACGCCUCCCUCGUCUCAGAGCCAGUACACCACAGACUCCAGCGACGCCCCCUCCGCCAGCCAGGACUCCACCAGCAUGCUCCUCACGCACAGCAACCUCUCCAGCCUGUGGAAUCUCAUGAAAGAACAGCUGCGCCUCACCUUCCUCCCUCCACUACCACCCCACUCCUCCUCUGUCUCCGUCGCCCCCUCCAUCCCCUCCGAAUUCCAACCCCCCAUGCUCGAAUCCUACCCGACCGUGCUCUCUCCCCUUCUCACAGCCCGCUACAUCUCGUCCACCCCGGCCGAGGACUCCUCGCGGCGCGAGCUCGGCAGCCGCUCGUUCCUCUUCGACCCCACCAGCCUGACGUCCUACCUGUCCGACCAGAUGGAGUGGUGGCGCGGAGAGCGCAAUCCGCGCGGCGUGGAGGUCAUGGAGGCGUGGAAGUGUCGCAUCUGCGAGUUCAAUGACGAGUGCUCGUGGCGCCAAGAGCGUGAGUUGGCCUUCGCGAGACGGAAGCGUGGUCGAAGGGGGUCUACUGCUGCUGCUGCUGUUUAGGUUUAUUGCAUAUGAUUAGCUGCCUGGGUGGUUGGGUGUUUUCUGGUCUGGUCUGGUAUGUAUUUGACAUUUGACUUGCAAGGGAAGGUUGAUAUGUAUUAGAUGUAUUUGAUAGAUAGAUGUAUGCUCUGCUCUACCGCAAUAAUACCAGUUAGAUAUAAUUUCAC
Molecule: messenger RNA, 2209 nt
Organism: Aspergillus steynii IBT 23096
Lineage: Eukaryota; Fungi; Ascomycota; Eurotiomycetes; Eurotiales; Aspergillaceae
Product: exonuclease V
Exons: 2
Coding region: 84-2042 (652 amino acids)
Biological process (GO): interstrand cross-link repair
Cellular component (GO): nucleus; mitochondrion
Molecular function (GO): single-stranded DNA 5'-3' DNA exonuclease activity
Source: RefSeq, a predicted model, not a curated record